This is a messenger RNA of Drosophila willistoni, 817 nucleotides long. RefSeq lists its product as uncharacterized. Bases 345 to 707 code for a protein of 120 amino acids. NCBI's taxonomy places the organism in Eukaryota, Metazoa, Arthropoda, Insecta, Diptera, Drosophilidae. The record is from RefSeq and is a predicted model, not a curated record. The transcript is spliced from 2 exons.
UGUUAUGAGCUUCCCUUUAAACAUCUUUAACCUAAUUUGCUUUGUUCUGUCAUUUAGUAUUCUAACGCGAAAAUUAUUAACAAUUUUCUUUGACUUAAUGUUGAUCACGUUUGGCAGCAUUUUCUCAUUAAUAUUUGUUAGCAGUAGCUGCAAGUGGCCUGUCCAUCAGUUGACGUACUGACCACUUUUUCUCAUCCUGCGACUUUUCUUUAUAUGCUGGUCAUUGGCACAGAAACCCAGUGACAGAGGCAUGCAACAUGUUUAAGGACAGAUAAGGAACACGAACAGGACAGGGCAAGAGCAAGGGCUGGAGAGCAGGGAGCAGGAGAGUUACAAGAAGCUAAAUGUGCGAACAUUGCAAAAGCAUGGCAUACUUACAGGCGCUGAUGCUGUCACGCCCGACAUUGAUGACUGCGUUGACAAGUUGCUACGGCUACAGCUGGACAACAACAGCAACAACAACAACAACUAUGGCAAAUGCCAGCGAUGAUGACAAGAAUGUGCGGGCGUCUCUCGAGAAAUGUGUCAAGCGUGGCGACUUGAGCUGCAUAAGCAAACAGCAGGGGAUUUUGGUUUGCUCACUCCUGUUCGAAAGUAUCUCAGAUUUGUGUUUCGCAUUUGUUGGCCAAACAAUGUUGAAGUUCAGUCUUAAAGGUAAAACGUUUGACCGCCGCGAGCUAAGCCACUUUUCGCCUUUUUCAACGUAACCGCUUUACCUUUUGACCAAGAAGAAAAAAAAUGUUCCAAAAGAGUAAAGCCAAAUUUACUGAUACUCUUAUUACAGAACAUUUAAUGAUAAAAUCAAAAAUUCAUAAAC